Aspergillus melleus is the source of this 1542-nucleotide messenger RNA. Its product is annotated as cytochrome P450. Gene Ontology annotation, molecular function: heme binding; iron ion binding; oxidoreductase activity, acting on paired donors, with incorporation or reduction of molecular oxygen. The transcript is spliced from 4 exons. Lineage: Eukaryota; Fungi; Ascomycota; Eurotiomycetes; Eurotiales; Aspergillaceae. The record is from RefSeq and is a predicted model, not a curated record. Bases 1 to 1542 code for a protein of 513 amino acids.
AUGGCCCUAUUUCUGAAGGCCGCCUUGGCCCCGAGCAAUAGUUUCCUUUUUCCAAUCGUCGCUCUUUGUUCGUCCCUGUUGCUAUGGCGCUUUUGGAGGUUCGUGAUUCGUCCAAAGCUGCGUCCGCUCGACCCUAAGGAGCUUCCAUAUUGGAUUCCGAUAGUUGGACAUGCUGCUGCGUUCUUCAACAACUCAUACGUGUUGCUGAGAAAUGGCGACAAAUACUUCCGCGGCUCCAAAGAGUCAUACGCUGUUGAGGUCAUGGGUCAGACAAUCUAUGUAGUGACAUCCGCCCGCGACAGCGCCGAGAUCUACAAGAACACCACCACGAUGUCCUUUGAGAUCUUCGUGCGCAAAUUCAUCCGAAGCUGCGGAGCUAGCGACGAACUUCUAGACCGACUGUACGGCGCGCCUCCUCUCGCCGGUGAUGUCGAGAGUCGGUCACUCGGCGAUAAAACGCAUGACUUUCAUGGCAUGCAGCUCUUCCCGGGUGGUCAUCUACCGGAAUUCACGGCCAUCUUCAAAGAAUUCCUAGAGGACUCAGUUCGGAUGGAUAGGCUACCGGGAAAGCGUUAUAUCACGGCUUCUGGGGAAGGCUGGGUGAAUCUGAGACUGAUGAAGUUUGUCUCCGAUUAUUUCGUGGACGCGGGCCAACGGACGUAUUUCGGUAAACGUCUGGGUGAGAUUGAUCCGGAUCUGAUCUGGACAUUCCUCGAGCUGGAAGACCGAAGUUGGCAGAUUCUGUACGAGAUUCCCGCGGUGUUUGCGAGGAAGGCGCACGCGGCAAGAGACGGGAUUAUCGAUGCUAUUCAGAAAUGGUUCGAGACGCCGCCUGAAGAUCGGCCGGAUGGAUCGUGGUGGAUGAACACGAUGGAGGCAGAGAUGAAGGCCUUGGGGUUCAACACUCGCGAGAUGGCCACGACGGUGGUUCCGAUUUAUAUUGGGAGCAACACCAGCACCCGGAAAGCCUGUUUCUGGCUCCUUGCCUUCCUUCUCUUCAACCCCGAACUCAUCGAAAUUGUACGUGAGGAGACCAAACCCGCGCUGAGUAACGGCCCCGUGGACCUCGAAUACCUCAAGAACAACUGUCCCCAGCUCAACGCCAUCUGGAUGGAAACCCUUCGCAUGGCCACCUCCGCCGCGUCCUUCCGCUUCCUAACCGAGGACACCAUGGUCGGUGGCAAUCUCCUGAGGAAGGGAAACCGAGUACUCGUGCCCAGUCGUCAAUUGCACUACGACACAGACGCGUUCGGCGACGACGUCCAGGCCUUCAACCCGGAGCGGUUUCUAACGGGGAACAAGCUGACCAUGGGCCGGAACUGGAAGCCUUUUGGUGGUGGAAAAAAUCAGUGUCCUGGGCGGUUUGUGGCCCAGCAGCAAACAUUCUUGUUCGUCACCUUGUUGCUGCAUCGUUUCGAUAUCGAGAUGUUGCCUGGUCAGAGCUUUCCUAGGUGGGCGGAGGGGGACCCAUUUCCGGGCAUGAUGCCAGCGAAGAAUGGUGAUGAUUUGAUUGUUAGGGUGACUGAAAGGAAGGCGGUAUAG